Messenger RNA from Ilex paraguariensis (yerba mate), 549 nucleotides. The record is from the annotation of a GenBank genome assembly. Lineage: Eukaryota; Viridiplantae; Streptophyta; Magnoliopsida; Aquifoliales; Aquifoliaceae.
AUGGCAACGUUUGGAGGAACUACCCAGAAGUGUAAGGCAUGUGAGAAGACUGUGUACUUGGUGGAUGAGCUCACAGCUGAUAAUAAAGUCUAUCACAAGGCUUGUUUCAGAUGUCAUCACUGCAAAGGCACCCUCAAGCUGAGUAAUUAUAGCUCUUUUGAGGGAGUAUUAUAUUGCAAGCCUCACUUCGAUCAACUGUUUAAGAUGACUGGUAGCUUGGAUAAGAGUUUUGAAGGUGCGCCAAAAACUGUUAGAGUUGACAGAUCUGCUGACCAGGGAAUUGCUCAGGGCCAUACCAGCAGCAAAGUUUCAAGUAUGUUUGCUGGAACCCAAGAUAAGUGCGUGGCGGUUGAUGGCACUUCAUACCAUAGGGCUUGUUUCAAGUGUGCCCACGGAGGCUGUGUGAUCAGCCCAUCAAACUAUGUAGCCCAUGAGCAUCGACUCUACUGUAGGCAUCAUCACUCCCAGCUGUUCAAGCAAAAGGGAAACUUUAGCCAACUGGUCAAGCACGAGCAAGUUGAAGUGGUGACUGAGAACACAGCAGCCUGA